GUCCCUAUAAAUACCCCUCCAUUUCCGCCUCUCUGCUCCACCUCCUCCGCUGCUACCGCCGCCGUCUCCGCCACUGCAUCGGCCCAGAAAAUGUCAUCUCUCCGCCCCCUUCUUGCCUUUUCUAUUCUCCUCGUUCUUUACACCGAUGUCGUGGCGGCAGCUUCUUCUUCCUCUUCGAAAUUUCGGUCGGGAUCCGCCACCGUGCACAACCCAAAACUUCCGCCGCCAAGCCUCUCCGCCUCGAAAAGAUUCGAGGGCUCCUCCAAUUUGGUCAAUCUCCGGUACCACAUGGGCCCGGUGCUCUCGUCUUCUCCGAUUAACAUUUACCUUAUUUGGUACGGCAAAUGGGCUCUUCCGGAACAGAAUCUCAUCAAGGAUUUCUUGCUCUCAUUCUCCGUCGCCGCCGCUGCUCCAUCUCCCUCAGUCGCAGAGUGGUGGCGGACUGUCACUCUCUACAACGACCAAACCGGCGCCAACGUGUCCCGCUCCAUCGUAAUCGCCGGCGAAUAUUCCGAUCGCCGAUACUCCCUCGGCACCCAACUCACCCGUCUCUCAAUCCAACAAGUCAUCGCCUCCGCCGUCCGAUCCGCACCGUUCCCGGUCGACCACCGCAACGGAAUCUACCUAAUCCUAACUUCCGGCGACGUGAUUGUUCAAGAUUUCUGCAGAGCCGUUUGUGGAUUCCAUUACUUCACUUUCCCAUCGAUGGUCGGCUACACGUUGCCGUAUGCCUGGGUUGGAAACUCCGGGCAGCAGUGCCCCGAGGUUUGCGCAUAUCCAUUCGCCAUUCCAGGGUAUAUGGGCGGCGGAGGGGCGGCGGCGCUUUCGCCUCCGAACGGGGAUAUCGGAGUGGAUGGGAUGAUAAGCGUGAUCGGACAUGAGUUGGCAGAGCUUUCGUCGAAUCCAUUGGUGAAUGCUUGGUACGCCGGCGAGGAUCCGACGGCGCCGACGGAGAUUGGGGAUCUGUGUGAGGGGCUGUACGGAAGCGGCGGCGGAGGAGGGUAUAUUGGGGCGGUGAUGAAAGACGGAGAAGGGCGGAGUUUUAAUUUAAAUGGUGGAAAUGGACGAAGGUUUUUGGUGCAGUGGCUAUGGAGUCCGGUUUUGAAAGCCUGUGCAGGGCCGAACGCGUUGGACUGAGGAAGAAGAUGAAGAUUAAAGUUUUUUUUUUUUUUUUUAAUUUUAAUUUUAAUUUCUUUUUUUAUUUUUGUAUAAAGAAAAUAAGGAUCACAAGUUUUGUGCUUAGCGUUCAAAUCAUUAUAUGCUUAGUUGAAUUAAAUAUAAUCUAAAUUAACCUUUAUUUUA
Cucurbita moschata (crookneck pumpkin) is the source of this 1302-nucleotide messenger RNA. Its product is annotated as protein EXORDIUM-like 5. The record is from RefSeq and is a predicted model, not a curated record. Bases 91 to 1137 code for a protein of 348 amino acids. The transcript has a single exon. NCBI's taxonomy places the organism in Eukaryota, Viridiplantae, Streptophyta, Magnoliopsida, Cucurbitales, Cucurbitaceae.